This is a messenger RNA of Nycticebus coucang (slow loris), 2001 nucleotides long. RefSeq names its product BCL-6 corepressor-like. NCBI's taxonomy places the organism in Eukaryota, Metazoa, Chordata, Mammalia, Primates, Lorisidae. The transcript is spliced from 10 exons. Gene Ontology annotation, biological process: negative regulation of transcription by RNA polymerase II. Gene Ontology annotation, cellular component: nucleus. The record is from RefSeq and is a predicted model, not a curated record. The coding region runs from base 184 to 2001 and encodes 605 amino acids. Gene Ontology annotation, molecular function: protein binding; transcription corepressor activity.
AAAUUUAGGCCAGCUAACUGGGAACAGUGCAAAGGAAGUGAGAAUGAAAAGCUGAAGUCUGUCACCCUGGAGGAGGCCAUUGCCGGCCCAAACAACAGUAAGAAAGGCAACAAUAGUGAUGGAAACAAACACUGUGAUCCCUUUGAAGACACAAAGGAUAAAGAUCCUCCUGUGACAUACUUCAUGGAGAGGCAGCCAGUGAGAGAGCUGUCCAUUAGUGAGAUGUCAUCAGAAAUGCCACAUAGUCUCACUCUCCAGCUGGACAGAAAACACAAAAUCUCAGAUUACAGCAGCCACGUUGAGACUACUGUGGAAGAGCUGCCAGAGGACCCUCUGCUGAAAGCCAAGCAAAGACGAGUUUCUAAAGGGCUCCAUCCUAAAAAACGACACUUGCUACACCUUAGACAAUGGUGUGACCAGAAGAUGUCAAUAGCAGAGAGGAAACCUAGCCAGCAAGGCAGGAAAGAAGUGACACAGACAGUUCAGUCUGAGGUCACUGCCCAAGGGAAUAACAUCACUCAAGAGAAAACCGGAAGGAAAAGGGCAGAGGCCAAAGGUAACAGAAGUUGUUCCGAGGAGUCAGUCAGAUCCACUGGCAAUGAACAAGGCUUGCCUGUGUUCUCCUGUUCUUCACCCUUGAAGAACCUUUUAUCUACCAGUGAAAGUGGCAAAAAGCAGACUCAGAAAAGUCUGAGGUCACCUGCCAAGCAGCAAAAAAUUAAAGAAACCCUUAAAACAGAUGUACUGUGCACAGAUGAAAAAGAGGAUUUCCAGGCUGUUUCCCUGCAACAGAAAUACACAGACAACAGUGAGAAGCCAUCUGGAAAGAGACACUGCAAAACCAAGCAUUUGAUACCACAGGAGCCUAGACAGGAGUUGGCGCUGACAGGGGACCACUAUAGGGAGAAAACUGAUGGCCAGGUGACUGUCCAGAGAUUCAGAAAGUGGCCAGAGCCCAGAUCGGACUGUGACUUGUCAUCAGUCAAGCAGGAACCAAAACACUUUGAGAAGUUGCUACCAGCUUCCCAGUCUAUGCAGCUGCCAUGCUCUAAUUCUCCUCAAGAAAACAUUCAGUCUUGCUUGAUACCACCUGGAGCGCGGAAACUUUUUGUCAAUAAGAAUGCUGGUGAAACCCUCUUGCAGCGCGCAUCCAGGCUUGGCUAUGAGGAUUUGGUAUUACAAUGUCUAGAGAAUAAGAUUUGUGAUGUAAAUCAUCGUGACAAUGCAGGUUACUGUGCCCUACAUGAAGCUUGUGCAAAUGGAUGGCUCCACAUUGUUCAACACCUUCUUAAAUAUGGUGCUGAUGUCAACUGCAGUGCCCAUGAUGGAACCAGGCCUCUCCAUGAUGCAGUUGAAAAUGAUCAUUUGGAAGUUGUCCGCCUGCUCCUCUCCUAUGGUGCUGACCCCACACUGGCCACCUACUCAGGAAGAACCAUCACGAAAAUGACCCGCAGCAAAGUUAUGGAAACAUUUCUCAAAGAUUAUUUCCAUGACCUACACGGUUAUAGUGACAGUGAGUUGAAUACCUCUUGGGAAUUCUAUGGAAGCUCUGUCUGUGAACCAGAUAAUAAAGCUGGAUAUAAUGUUUUGGCAAGUCCCCCAGGACCAGAGGAUGAAAAUGAGGCUGACAGUGAUGCAUUUGAAUUUGAAUUUUCAGAUAGCCCUCUAUUACCAUGUUAUAACAUUCGAGUGUCUGUUUCUCAGGGGCCACGAAACUGGUUAUUAUUUUCAGAUGUUCUUAAGAAAUUGAACAUGACAUCCUGUACAUUCCACUGUACUUUUCCAAAUGUGACAGUUGUCACAAUUGCAGAGGCAGAGUUUUAUAAGCAAGUUUCAGCAAGUCUCUUGUUUUCUUGCUCCAAAGACUUGGAAUCCUUCAAUCCAGAAAGCAAGGAACUAUUAGAUUUGGUUGAAUUCACAAAUGAACUUCAGAUUCUUCUUGGUUCAUCUGUGGAAAGGUUAAAUCCCAAGGAUAUGGCCUUGGAGAAGGACCACUGGUGA